CACAAAAAAAAAAUCAUUUGAAAUACACAUUACCGCAAUGCUACUCUGGCUAGUCAAUUCCUUCCUCCAUUGCAUAUAGCCUACAAGACUAGGCGUAAAUAUUUUGGCUUGAGACGAACCUAUGUUCCUUCCCUAACCCGGACCAAUACUUAAUGAUGUUAGUUUUAGGUAAAAAAAAUUCCACCCGUAGCAUUCGGCCUCCUCGCGCUCGGGCGCGCUCGGGCGCACUCGAGCAAGCUCGGCUCCGGGCAGCGGCCUGGCAGCGGCGAGACACGCUGGUCUCAGAUCAACGACACCUGGCGACCCGGAGCGACGAGCAGCGGAGGUGUUAGCUGGCGCGAGCAUGGCGCGCGGCGUGUGGACGUUGCUGCUCCUGGCGGUUGCUGCGGCAGUUGCCCGCGGCCUGCCGAUCGUCGACCCUGGCUUGUUCGUGAUCAUGGGCGUGCGCACAUGCGGCAUGGGCCGCGGCUACUGUCUGCUGGGAGGCGACUGCACUCUGGACGAGGACUUCCUGCCCGACGUGGACGGAGGCCACUGCGACGGGCUGCGCUCGGCCUUCACGCCCAGCGCGCACUUCAUCUGCUGCCGCUACAGCAACGGCAGCAUCACCGCCGAGCCCGAGACCUCCGGCACCACCCAGGACCCGGACAACACCACCACGUCGCUGGCUCUAGAGCCACGGGGCCCCACCACGCACCUGCUUGACUUCAGCAACGAUCUGUUCCCCCUGGGUGACACCCUGCGGCGCCCACAGAAUCCAGCUGCCUCGUCGUCGAUCAGUUCUCACUCGGGCGACGGCGGACUGCGGCCCGCCGAUGGAAACGAAGUGGGCAUUGCGACCCGGUCUCAGGAGAACCACUUGCCUUCGCUGACCACGAGCACUGCAGACGAGUACGGGGAACCCACACAACCCGUGGAGGAAGAGAACACCAUCGUGUACAAGCCAACAACUCCUACAGUUGUAGACUACCACACUUACAUCACUGCUGCGCAAGACAGGGACUUGACUAAAGAGGAAAUGGGGACGGAGGUUAUGUCGUUUACAGAUGGUCUAACAACCACGGGUGAAUCGCUGAGCAUGACAACCGACACAGUAGUUGGAACUACAUCUUAUCCAGCUACCCUGGAGGUACGCGACAACACCACUGUAGCUGAAGGAGUCGAGGGAGCGACCACCGCGGGUCCUCACAGGCCGACUGGUGACCAUCAGUGGCGCUGCAGUGGCGACCAGCGGAACCUCUGCUGGAUGGUCACCUUCGAGGACUCACGAGACGGUACCACGCUGUGCCACGGUGCCUUCGUAGGCGUAAAUGCUGUGCUCACUUCAGCCCAAUGUAUCGUCAGACUUUUCUCCCACGGUCUAGAAGAAGUGAAACUGAGGGGUGGCAGCACUAGGGUAUCUUCAGCACAGAUUAAGGACGUACUAGUGCACGAAGACUACGACAUCGAGGGACCAAUGGAUGUCCUCAAUGACCUCGGCAUGGUGCGGCUGCACUCUGGUGAGUGGAGCACUCUGGCCCCGGAGUGUGCAUUGUGCCUGCCUCAAGUGGAGGAGGACUUCAUGGGCCGAAAGUGCUGCUCACCAGCCAUUGCUCCUCCUAGCCACUCUGCAGGGAGACAGCUGGACGGCCAUGCCUACUCGGACUGUGGCCCCGGAGAGAGCGUGUCCGGGCCCAGGAGAGACGCCCAGCCAGGAGCCGAGAUGGCAGGCAGCGCCUUGUUGUGUGGCUCGGUGCUGGCUGGGGUGGCCUCCAUGAUGCAGGGUGGGGCCAUCUUCACCCCCACCACCAACCACCUGCCCUGGAUCCGCGCCAACAUGGCGUGACCACACCCACUGCUGGACCAGAACUAUGUCGCUCCAACUACUACCACCCUCAAGUGAUGCUGGGUGGGUCCAUCGUAAACCACCUCUGGCUGUGUGAACAUCUAUUUUUUCUUAUGAAUUAUUAUGAAUGAAAAAAGCUGUGUAAAACCAUACAUUCGGGAACUUUUUUUAACAAUGUUCCGAACUUUAAAAUGUAGUUACAGGUUCAUUCUUGCUUUCCUUAUCAGCUCAAAAAACAUGAUGGUUUUAUCUGUUUUGGGGAAAUGUAAAUUUUCAUAAGCAAAAGGCCCUUAAAAUCAAGUCUUGAAGUCAUUUUGUUUAGGCCUCUUAAUUGGACGAUGUUCUGCAUUCACAGAAUAUUUAUAAACUGUAGUAAAAUUCGAGAUGGUUGUAGAAUUUCAUCCAAUUAAACAUAAUCUAGCCGCUCAAUGUUCUAUCUUAAAUUCUUACUCUACUCAAAAUGCUGUUCAGUUGGGAAGCAGUUUAGAUUAUUGAACUUAUUACGUCGUGAUAAACCUCAAACCGAAGUUUCUCGGUUGAAUUCUUACACAUGCUGUAUAAUAUAAUGUAUAUAAUAGUUCGGGAAAUUGUCGAAAUAUUAGGUUGAUGAUUUAAAAUAAAUAUAAUGAAGCGGCAGUUAUGUUUCUAAGUCUUAGAACAUAGCUUUUUCUGAGUUACUGAAGGGUAUUUUGUAAAGUGUAUGUAUGUGUUUGUAUAAAUCUGCCAAACUAUACACAUUCGUCUCAGGCACAGUCAACAUUUAAAACGUAAGCUUUCUUCCAUGCCGUUCACGAGACUGUGUACUUGGGAACACUGAGUGGGAUUGAGAGAGGGAGUACUGAGUGGGAUUGAUAGAGGGAGUACUGAGUGGGAUUGAUAGAGGGAAUACUGAGUGGGAUUGAGAGAGGGAGUACUGAGUGGGAUUGAGAGAGGGAGUACUGAGUGGGAUUGAUAGAGGGAAUACUGAGUGGGAUUGAGAGAGGGAGUACUGAGUGGGAUUGAGAGAGGGAGUACUGAGUGGGAUUGAGAGAGGGAGUACUGAGUGUGAUUGAGAGAGGGAGUACUGAGUGGGAUUGAGAGAAGGAGUACUGAGUGGGAUUGAGAGAGGGAGUACUGAGUGGGAUUGUGCUGCGAGGAUCUGCUGUUAACGCUCAUGGUUCAAACUGCUGAAAAGUGUCGUAAUUGACAGUUUCUUGCAUCAAUGAACUAAUAUCACUAAUACACUCGGUCUCUCUGAUACCAGCCGUUGAAGUUCACAUGAAUAUCCGCGUGUAGCAAGUGCCAGCCUCUCAAUUGAGAAAAGUGUGCAUACAAAUAUAUUUUUUAUAUAUUUUUAUUUAUUAUUUAUUUAUAUUAUUUAAAAUAUUUUGGCUUGAGCUUUUUAACAAUUGAUGAACCAGCUAACGUAGUUAAAAAAAAUCACUUUAUAUUUGUGAAAGGGACAAGGUUACAUAAUUAAUAAGACUAUAAAAUUUAGU
Molecule: messenger RNA, 3303 nt
Organism: Bacillus rossius redtenbacheri
Lineage: Eukaryota; Metazoa; Arthropoda; Insecta; Phasmatodea; Bacillidae
Exons: 7
Coding region: 344-1825 (493 amino acids)
Biological process (GO): proteolysis
Molecular function (GO): serine-type endopeptidase activity
Source: RefSeq, a predicted model, not a curated record